UUGAGACAGAUUGAGACUCACUGCGAGACAUUGAGACUUGAUUGCUCACUGCAUUGUAAGAAGUAUACAUAGAAUAUUAACUCUGUGAUACAGAUUACAACUUUGACUGUUGUGCAAAAGAAAUGCAAAAGAAAUGUUGCAGUCCUGUACAAUGAAGAAGAUAUUAAAUUUUACUAAGAAGAGGAAAACCCCAUCCGGUACUCCUGACAACGGGAGUGUGCUUUCUGCUGGCUAUGAACUGAAAGAAAAGGACCUCGGGAAAGUUCACAAGGCUGCCUCAGUUGGUGAUUUGGCAAAGUUGAAGCAGCUUGCUAAAAAGAAUGAUAUCAAUCAGCUUGACAAGGAGAACAGGACUGCACUUCAUAUCACCUGCGCCAGUGGACAUGGUGAGGUGGUACAAUUCCUCGUUGAGAGCAAAGCCAAGCUUAACCUAUGUGACAAUCAAAAUAGAUCUGCCUUAAUGAAGGCCGUGCAGGGCCAGCAUGAACGCUGUGUAAACAUACUGCUGGAGAAUCAUGCCGAUCCUAACCUGGUCGACAUCAAUGGCAAUACGGCCUUACAUCUAGCAGCGAACAUCCCAUCCAUUUCCACUACUGUCCUGCUGCUGGAGCAUAAGGCUAACAUCAAUGCACAAAAUAAGGAGGGAUUCACACCAUUGACGGUGGCAGUCCGUGAGGACCACAUUGAUAUGGCGGACUUACUUAUCAAGGAGGGUGCUGAUGUUAAUUUUAAGGACCAAGGCCAAAGGUCCCCAUUAAUGAUAGCUGCUGGCAAUGGACAAAUUUCUAUGUUGAGGCUGCUUUUGCAGUUUAACGCAGAUAUCACACUAAAGGAUACCAAAGGAUGGUCAGCUGAUGACUACGCAGUGAUGAAUGGGCAUCAUCCUUGUUCCCUCCUGAUCAUUGAGCACAGUACCCAGAGGAAUGAUGGGCCCUCCGUUCUUUCCUUCCUUUCCAAAGCACCCCAGAUGACGUCUACCCCUCUUCCAAGCUACAGAAAGAAAGAAGAUUCCACUGGGGAUGAAGAUGAUAAUGACCAAGAAGAGGAGAAAGAUGAUGACGACGACGAUGAUGAGGAGGAAGAAGAUGCCUCAGAUGAACAUGAUCAGCCUGAACGGAGUGCAGAAUCCCUUGAUGCCACUUCCCCGUUUCCUGAGACAGAAGUCUCUAAAGAUAAGAAAAGAGAUUUAAUGUCCGAGUUGGGUCUGGAGAAGGGAGAGGAAGAACAGGACUCCUGGGACUCUGAGUCCCAGUCUGAAAGUCUGAAUACGCCCCAUGAAGAGAAACAAAGCUUGUGUACUCAGGGUCAAACAGAGAUAUCCACUGUUGAAGAAGAGCUUAAAGAAAUUGGAGAUGACAAUAAUGGUGAUAAGGGAGGCGAACAUGUUGAUGAAGAUGAUACUAUACAGAAAGAGACUUACAAGGCAAAAUGGGAACCACUUCGUGUUUUGAGCAACCUUGAAGGAGAUAAUGAAGGAAAGACAGACUUAAUGGAAGAGCUUGGUAUUGGGGAUGUUGACGAUCUUGAAGAUGCAUCAGAUUGGGACUCGGCCAGUACGACCAGUAAGAGAACCUUACCUGGCCACAGAAUGCUCUCCCCUGGACUCGAGGAGUUCCCAGAAUGCUCCUAUCCAUCUGUUAAAGAGCAGGAUGAGGACAUAGUUCCCGUAGCACCCCUGACACCUCAGAGGAGCAUUAACUACAACAAGACACCGCCCAGCACACCCCCUCAACCAGCGCCCCAACCCACACCUCGAGCAAGGAAGAUGGUGCUUCAGACACCAGAGAGUGAAGAAGAAUCAGAUUGGGAACCAGACAAUGUUGCACCCUCUUGCAAUGCAAGUGCAAUUGACAAUCAGCUGCAAAACACAGAUGGGCAUCAGGCUGUGGGUAAACCAGGUUCUCCUGAGCUCUCACCGACGGCAAGAGACAGUGAAAGUGGUGAAGAGUCUGACGAGCAGCAACAAAAGCCUGAUAAAGAGACGACAAAGACUGCAAUGGAGGUGCAAAGGUCCAGUACUUCCUGGGAUACUGGUGGAUCGGCUUUGGAAGAAGUGGGUACUGAGAAACCUGAGACCAGGUUAGGAUCCCUGUCAAGUCAAGCUGGAGCAAUUCAUCAGGAACAGCAGCUUGCAGCCACCAAGAGCACCAACGGGGCACCAGUACAAUUGCACCUCCCACUUCAGCAGACCUACAAUAGCAUCAAACAGGAAGGACAAGCUGUAGAUGAGACCUCACGACUGGAGCUGGUCAGGGGGGCCCGGCGCAGCAGAGCCCCUCAGACCGACACUCAUGUCAAUGGAGAUCCUCUGUCUGUGUUUGAUGAUAGCACUUUAAGUGACGUGUCGGAUGAUGAAGGAAGGUUUCCAACCAGUGGACAACAGAAAAACGAGAAUCCAGAGGAAAUGGAGAAUGCAGAAGACUUUGAUGAACUCACUCAGUCAUCUGACACAGCCACAGAUGACAUCGACUCUCCCACUUCAGGCUACCGCCAUGCCUCGCUCCUCAUUCAAAAGCUGGACUCAGCCACUUUAGACUCGAGAACCAUGGUGAAGCUGCAGAACAAUUUCCACGAAUACGAGCGUUCCAUCCAAAAGGCGAGAAGUCGCCACGGGUACCUGUCAGACAAGGUGACCCAGCUGGAAAUGGAAAGGGCAGAGCUUAAAAGCUCUUUGGAAGAAGUUAAAGAUUUUAAAUCUGCCUUGGAGCGCAACCAACUGGAACUGCAGACCGAGGUCACAAACCUCAAAUUUCAGCUGAAACAGGAGCAGGAAAAUCGUCGCAACGCCACCAUGAUGUACAACACAACCAGAGAUAAGCUGAGGAGGACGGAGGAGCAGCAUCAGUUAGAGGUUCAGGAGAGACAGAAAGUGGAGCUCCCCCUCAGGAAUCUGGAGCUUGAGAUGAGGACAUUAGUCAACAACAUUAAACAGCUUGAAGAGGAUCACAGUGAGACCCAGAGACUGCUGGCUCAAGAGCGCAGUGCUCGGACGCUGCAGGAAAAUCUUCUCAACAGCCAUCUCCGUAAGCAGCAAGAGAUCGAGGACGAGAACAAGAGAAACAUAAGCAAAAGCAAUGAGGUUUUGUCUCAACUCACUGAAGCCAGUGACCGGGAGAGGGAGCUGCUCCAACAGACUUCUACGCUCCAGGAGCAGUUGUCUAUCGUGAGAACAGAUCUUGAGCGUUUGCAGGCCAAUAGCAGUCUCAAAGAGAGCCACCUUUUGGAGGAGAACGACACCCUCAAGGAACAGCUAGAAAAUGCUCGUCGAGAUCUCAAACUCAACAGCGAAGCCCUGACCCAAACUGUCUUCAACUGCAAUAACCAGGUGACCGCCCUGAAGUCUGAGCUGGCUAUAACAACAACCCGUCUGGAAAAUGAGCGGCAGACUCGCGAAGCCCUGGAAUCAGAGGUCGAGUCCACUCGUACCCGCUUGGCUGGAGCCGUAAAGGAGGCAGAGCUUUGCCAGGCAGCUCACACAGACACAGAGAGAGCUCUGCUCCGGGAGAAAGAGGAACACCAGCGUCUUAAAGACAGACUCACAGGUGAUGCAGCCAGUCAGCGUGAGGCAAUCAGCAGCCUGUCCCAGAAGCUGGCCAAGGCGGAGACUCGAGCAAACAGCAUGGAGAACGAAGUUCAUCGGGCCACACUGCAGCUGACAGAGAAAGGCUUACUGCUGGAGGUCCAGCAGCGGGAGAAAGACCAGGUGGCUGUACGCAUCAAGGAGCUAGAAGCGGCUCUGCAGGCAGAGAGGGAACAGGCCAGCCAUGCCGGAGCACGGCAAGAGGCCACACAGGAGCGGCUAGCCCAAACCCAGAGUGAGGGCAUGUUAUUACCGCAACAGCUAGAGGAGGCCCAAAACAAAGGUGUAGCAAAGGAGCGUGCUGUGACGGAUGCCCAAGAGCGCUUCAGUGACAUUCUGUCCAAGCUGCGAUCUGACUGCGAAGAGAGAGUACAACUAGUGGAGGACUGGAAUAAGGAGCUCGCCAGUAAGGCUGCUGACCUCCGAGAUCAGAUCUACAAGUUGGAGGAAGACAAGAGCGAAAGAGAGACUAGUCUAUGGCAGCUGCAGCAGGAGCUAGCUGACUCGCUCAAGAAGCUGUCAAUGAGUGAAGCUUCCCUGGAGGUCAACACACGCUACCGCAAUGACCUGGAGGAGGAGAAGGCUCGACUCCACAAAGACUUGGACCGGCUUAAAGGAAAACUGGAGGAGAGCGAAGACCAGUAUGUGCAGGCUGAAAGACGUAUUAACAGUUUGAAGAGCAGUCUGGAUGAAAGGGAAAAGGAACUCGCCUCUGCUGCUCUGAAACACCAGGAGGCGCUGUCUGCCUCAGGAGCAUCUGAUCUCACCAUCAAACAGCUGGAGGAAGCUGUGCAAAGGCUUGAGAUUGAGAAUGCCAGGCUGGAAGCUGCCGCAAAGCAACAGUCCAACAAAAUUGAAGCGCUUCAGAAAGGGGCUCAGGAAUCUGCUAUGGUCAGAGGUAAUUUGGAGAACCUGCUUACAAACCUCCAAAGCAGUAAGAUGACUUUGGAAGACCAACUCAGUCGAGAGGUCCAGAAGCAGAGCAUGCUGUCUCACACAGCCCAGGACUCUCAGGCCUUGUGGGAGGAGGGGCUGAAGAGCCGUUCAAAGUUAGGACUGCGCCUGGCUGAGCUUGAAAAGGAAAAAGGAGACCUGGGCACCCAGAUGGAAAUAGAAAAGAAGAAAGCCAAGAAAAUAGCAGAGCAGAAGAAGGCUAUCGACACCCGGCUGGACCAAGAGAUGAAGAGGAACACAGAGCUCCAAAAAGAAAUGUACAGGCUGCGUACUUUAUUGAAGACUGCAAAGAAGAAAUUGCGGGAUCAGGACACGGCUGGAGCAGAAUUUGGCUCUCCUAUGAGUAGUCUGCGGAUGGACGUUGGCAAACGCAGUCAGGUCGACGCUUCCAUUGGACAGAUGAAAGAAAAGGUGGACGAUCUGCAGAUGAGGCUGGAGAAGGAAGGAUCCCGCUGCAGCCAGCUAGAGAAGGUGAACGGGGACUUUAAAGACCAGCUGGCCUCCCUUAAGGGCUUGAGCCGCAGUAGUGACCAACUGGAGAGGAGUAAGAGGCAGCUGGAGGAGGAGGUGCUGGACCUGAGACGGCGAAUGGAGGCCGCAGAGGACAGGGCCCGUCAGGAGAUACAACAGAAACUGGAGCAGGUCAACAUUUUCCUGCAGUCCCAGGCAGCAUCCCAAGAAGCAUUGGAUCAGAUUAAAGCGGCCAAUGAGGCCAACCUGCGAUCCCAGAUGGAGCAGAAGAUCCGGGAGCUGGAGGGGGAACUGGGCCGGGCCCGCGCCAACAGUCAUGACAGCCUUAACCAGAGAGACUCCACGCGCACGGAGCUAGAGCGGUAUCGACAACUCUACACAGAGGAGCUGCGCAUACGCAAGUCCCUGGCUGCAAAACUAGAGAGGGCCAACAGUCGGCUUGCAGAAGCCAAUUCCAAGUUACUCAACGAGCACAGCAGGUCCCUGAUCACCAGCAGCAUUGCGAACGGAAGCCUCGGAGGGCCCUCGCUGGACGUGGGCUCUUUGGGUUCACCGGCACACUACGGGGCCACACUGGGGCCCCUCAACAGGAGCCUAGGCCUGGGACUCUUCUUCCUCAGCCCUGUGACUGAGGGGCAGAACAGCAGGGUGGAGCACUACCUAGCCAAGAUGCAGAAUGAGUUGGAUAGAAACAUAAAAAAGGAGUUAAACAACGCCACAGCAGAGCUGGACGCUGCUUCAGCCUGUAUGUCACCGGUGGGCUCUGCCCACAUGACAUAGUCAGUGACGAUGUCAUGUAGGGUUUUCUCCUGGUUCGCGCAGGUUUUCCCGUAAAUAUAUACUUUACAGGCGACGUAAAUACUCUGAACUGCCCCUUAAGUAUAUAUUUAAAAAAAACGUUAAUGUCUAAAUAGUCUGUGACAAUGUCAUGAAGGGGUUUCUCCUGGUUUGCUCAGGUUUACCCGUAAAUGUAUACAUUAGAGGCAACGUAAAUACUCUUAACUGCCCUUAAGUAUAUAUUUCAAAAAAACGUUAGUGUAAAUAGUCUGUGACAAUGUCAUGUAGGGUUUUCUCCUGGUUCGCUCAGGUUUACCCGUAACUAUAUACAUUAGAGGCGACGUAAACACUCUGAACUGCCCUUAAGUAUAUAUUUCAAAAAAACGUUAGUGUAAAUAGUCUGUGACAAUGUCAUGUAGGGUUUUCUCCUGGUUCGCUCAGGUUUACCCGUAAAUAUAUACAUUAGAGGCGACGUAAACACUCUGAACUGCCCUUAAGUAUAUAUUUCAAAAAAACUUUGUUAAU
Centropristis striata (black sea bass) is the source of this 6307-nucleotide messenger RNA. RefSeq names its product ankyrin repeat domain-containing protein 26-like. The coding region runs from base 134 to 5785 and encodes 1883 amino acids. NCBI's taxonomy places the organism in Eukaryota, Metazoa, Chordata, Actinopteri, Perciformes, Serranidae. Gene Ontology annotation, molecular function: protein binding. The transcript has a single exon. The record is from RefSeq and is a predicted model, not a curated record.